CUUGAAGUUUUUUUUUGACACCACUGAGCGUGAAAAAAGACAUUCAAUUGGGUUCAAAGUCAGUUAUUCCCUCUUUCUCUCACUUUCUCUCACUCAUUAUGCCUCGUUCCCGUUCACCAGAUCGACACAAAAGACAUAAAUCAAGUAAAAGACAUCGAUCACGCACGCCUGAAAGAAGUGAAAAAAAGAAGAGUCGUCGUAAUCGUUCUGAUUCAAGAGAUAGACAUCGCCUUAAACAUAAAAAAGAAAAGAAAUCGUCAAAAAGGCAUGAUUAUUCUGACUUGGAAGACAAUGAAGAAGAAGAAAAAAAGCGUGCUGCAGCCAGUGGAAGGCCUUCAUUGGAAUCACUUGGUUAUUCCAACGUAAGCAAUCCUUUUAAUGAUGUCAAUCUCGAAUCCAAGUUUGUCUGGGGUAAAAAGAAACAGCGUGAAAAGAAAGAACUUGGACUAUCUGAAGCAGAGCUUGAACGACGUGAGCGUGAAAGGAAACGAGAAGCUGAUGAAGAACUCGCCAAACUUAAUAAGCGAAGAGCAGAACGCGAGCGAGAAAUGGAAUUACGUGAAGAGGAAUAUGCACGUAUGCAGCGUGAUGCUGAACUAGCUCAGAUGGGUGAUUGGGAAACAAAAGAAGAAGAAUUUCACCUUGAACAGGCUAAACAAAGAGCAGCCAUUCGUAUUCGUGAUGGACGUGCCAAACCCAUUGAUAUUCUGGCGAUGAAUUUGAGAUUGGCCUAUGAACCGGAUAAAGUAGAAGAAGAUGUAGACCUCGAAAUUGAUUUAGACGAGCCUUAUACCAUAUUCGAUAAUCUCACCUUGGAUGAAACAGACGAACUUCAUAAAGACAUUCAGAUGCACUUGGCACUUGAAAAGAAUGUCAAAACAUUGGAGUUCUGGCGAGCCAUGAUUGUCGUUGCAGAAGAUUGUCUAACCAAGAUGCGUGAAAGCAAUGAGCGUAUUCAGUCUGGUGGUGUUGCACUCACAGUCAAUAAAGACAUACACCGUGUUUUGUCUGGCAAGACAGUCUCUCAAUUGUCUGUUCUUCAGACACAAAUAUUCAAGAAACUCAACUCAAAUGAGCCGAUUGAUGUCGAGUAUUGGGAGAACUUGCUUAAAGAAUUGGUGAUUUACAAAGCAAAAGCAAGGCUGGAUGAAAUGCAUCAAGAAAUCCUGGCUGCCCGUCUAGAACAAUUAAGAAACAAACAGAGAGAAGAAGCCCUUAAGGUACAAGAAGAACUGGAGCGUGUACUGUCAAUGCAACAACAACAAGUACAUGGUCAAGGUGUUAUGGCUGGAGAAGGCAUUCAAGUAGAGCCAGUGGAUCAAGAAUUAAUGGAGGCACAAGAUGCUUCAUUCAGUACAGGGCCCUCCUCUAAGGGCUUAUUACUAGAAGCCUAUCAACGUGGCAUGAGUCCAGAACCCAUGUUGUCCUUGAGUAAAGACGACCAAGAGUUAGAAGUGAUAGAUCCAGUGCAAGACCUGAAAGAAUUGAUGGAAAAGCGCCGUGUUGUCCUUAGCAGCAAAAUCAUUCCUAAGCAACAUAAACAAGAAGAACAGCCUGAACCUGUAGUAGAACAUCCCAAAGAUGAAAGUAUUGCUUCUUCUGUCUUGUUUGAACAAGAAGCAGCCAAGGGAGUGGAUGAAGAUGAAGAUCUAUUUAAUGUAGACGUUGAAUUAGCCCAACAAACCUAUAAUUGGCAAGACAAAUACCGUCCUCGUAAACCAAGGUACUUUAACCGUGUUCACACAGGCUAUGAAUGGAACAAAUACAAUCAAACACACUAUGACCUCGAUAAUCCACCACCCAAGGUGGUCCAAGGAUACAAAUUUAAUAUCUUUUAUCCUGACCUAAUUGAUCCUUCAGUAGCACCUACUUAUUUUAUUACCAAAGACCCAGAAUCACCCGAUACAGUCUUGAUUCGAUUUCAUGCUGGUCCACCUUAUGAAGACAUUGCUUUUCGUAUUGUGAAUCGUGAAUGGGAAUACUCGCAUAAAAAGGGAUUCCGUUGUAGUUUUGAUAGAGGUGUACUUAGUCUAUGGUUCCAUUUCAAACGUCAGUUCUAUAGAAAAUAAUAAUAAUAACAAUAAUAAUAAAAAAAAAGGCUGGGACUGUCCUCUUUUUGAACUUUUUUUUCUUCCU
This is a messenger RNA of Gilbertella persicaria, 2136 nucleotides long. RefSeq names its product mid region of cactin-domain-containing protein. The transcript has 2 exons. Gene Ontology annotation, cellular component: spliceosomal complex; cytoplasm. Bases 99 to 2069 code for a protein of 656 amino acids. Gene Ontology annotation, biological process: mRNA cis splicing, via spliceosome. The record is from RefSeq and is a predicted model, not a curated record. NCBI's taxonomy places the organism in Eukaryota, Fungi, Mucoromycota, Mucoromycetes, Mucorales, Choanephoraceae. Gene Ontology annotation, molecular function: protein binding.